Molecule: messenger RNA, 1198 nt
Organism: Dromiciops gliroides (monito del monte)
Lineage: Eukaryota; Metazoa; Chordata; Mammalia; Microbiotheria; Microbiotheriidae
Gene: ZPBP2
Product: zona pellucida binding protein 2
Exons: 10
Coding region: 1-984 (327 amino acids)
Biological process (GO): acrosome assembly; binding of sperm to zona pellucida
Cellular component (GO): zona pellucida receptor complex; extracellular region; acrosomal vesicle
Source: RefSeq, a predicted model, not a curated record
AUGAAUCGGGGCUGGGCCCUGUUCCCUGUGGUGUUCCUGUACCUCGCUGGAGGAGUAGGAGAGCAGCUUUCUGUCCCAGAACUAAAAAACUACAUUUAUGGCAACAUAGAACACCCAGUGAAAAUCUAUGUAAAAAUGAACCAAAAUAGUCCAUUUCUUGCCUGCAUGGAUAUAGCACUUUCUCAAACAGAAGUAGUAGACCCCAUAUCUUUGUGGAUGGGACCAAAUGGAAAGCAUUUAAAAGAGAAAAGUCAUAUAAACCUAACUUCAACAGGAAAGCUAAUGAUUACAAAUUUUCAAGAAUCUAUGUCUGGAUCUUAUAUUUGCACUCUUUCUUAUAAAAUUGUCAGCGAAGAAACACAAAAAGAACAAGAGAUGUAUAACACAUAUGCAUUUAUGGUAUUUGGAUACCAGGAACCUUAUUAUACAUAUCAGAUGACUGUACGAUUUACCACAGAUUCUUGUAAUGGAAAAAAAAAUUCUCAAUUCUUCAAAUUACUGAUAAGGAUCUUAGAUGAAAUCAUCUUUGAUUUGAUAUGCCACAUUGAAGAACCAUCAUAUAAAUGCCAUUUCCUUAAAAUUCCAAAACAUGGCCUCAAGGAUGAGCUAUUUAUAGCCUUUCAAGUAAGACCUUUUCCACCAGAGUGGAAAUCAGCUUGCAGAAAACUUUCUGUUGACUGUGAAGAAAUCACUAAUAGUAAAGUUCACCAGGCAAGAGAUCGCAUAGAGGAAUUCUUUGUUAAACAGACAGAUAUUCUGAAACAUGAAUUUAACUAUCUACCAAAUAUACAUUAUGUUGACCACAGCUUUAAAGUUAUACGCAUUGACAGCUGUCAUCCAGGCUUUGGGAAAAAUGAUAUUCUACACAGUGACUGUGCUAGUUGCUGCGUGGUUUGUGAUCCAAGAACAUAUAGUCCUGACACUGAUGUAACUUGUCAAACCUGCUUAACUGUCCACAGCUAUGGAGCUAAAAUUUGCCCGUAAACCAAAACCCCAAACUGGAAAAUUGAAGACAAGAGACUGUGUAAAACCAAAGUUUUUGAGUGGAGAAAUGCUGGGAUGAGAGUGGUCUCUAAAGAAGAUUACUCUGGCAAUGAUGUGAAGGAUGGCUUGGAGUGGGGAAGACUAGAGGCAGAAAAACCAGAUAUCAUCAUGGCACAGUUAGAUGGCACAGUGGACAAAGAACCAGCCUUGGACC